AUGCCUCCUUCCGCCCCGCCACUCAUCAUCACAACCGAUCUUGAUUCGUCAUCACCUACCGAUAACCUUGGCCCAUCACCAACCAAUAACACACCUCCCGCUCUUGCCCCUCCCAUUGACGAUGAAGCCCUAGUCCAAUCACAUAAUCAACAUCCAAUCACACCACCUCGAGGUAGAAGCGGUAGUGUACCGAUAAAUGAUCCAUCACACCUUUCCCCUUCUCAUGCUCACCUUCAUCCAAAUGGACAUACACAUUCCCCUACUCCUUCAUGGUCUUCAGGUGUCACUCCCCCUUCACCAACCUUGACCAAUUCUUCCGUUCAUUUUUCAGAAGAAGCUGUGACUCCAUCUUCACCAGUCCCUCCAACCUCUCUCGCUUUGCGGGAAAAUUACCCAACCGCAGAUUCAGGAAUGGAGACAUUGAAAGUCGUAGAUCAGAAUGAUCCUCAACGUCACAAACGAGGCUGGUCAGUUGGAACUUGGUCUUCUGAAGGUGCUACCGAAGAAGGUCAUUCUCAUUUUGGCAAAUCUCCUCAAAAAGAUAAAGAUGCUUUGAGCAGGAUGACAACGGGAACCACAGCUCAUACCAAAUCUGAAAUCAAAGCAGAGAAGAAAAACGCAAAGAAGGAAAAGAAGAGCAAAGAUGGCGGAGAAGAGAAAAAACCUGUUCAAGCCGCUCAUCUCGAUCCAGACAAGGAUACAACGGAUCCUACUCCAUUCAAAGAAAAACCAUCAAGAUUAGCAAUGCUCGUUGAUCCAAAGUCCCUCGAAGAUCUUGAAAAGAUUGGCGGUGUGAAAGGCUUACUUCAUGGAUUAGGUGUAGACGGAAAGAAAGGUCUGAAUGGUGGUACCAGUGAAGGAAAAGUUGAAACCGGUGCUCCAAGAAGCUCUUCAGAAAUGCCUGGUUCCAAUGAACCCCAAUGGCGAACAGGUAUGGAUGACAGAAGACGUAUAUACGGUAAGAACGAAUUGCCUGAAAGGGUUAGCAAGAGUUUAUUACAACUCAUGUGGAUAGCCUUCAAGGAUAAAGUCUUGAUUCUUCUGUCCAUUGCGGCCGUGGUUUCACUUGCCCUCGGUCUAUAUCAAGAUCUCGGUACUCCUCCCGAGGUUAUAUUCAAUGACGACUGUCCCCCUCCUGGGGGUUGUACAGAGCCUCAAGUCGACUGGGUCGAAGGUGUUGCCAUUGUUGUUGCUAUUAUCAUUGUCGUUAUGGUUGGUUCAGUGAAUGAUUGGCAAAAGGAACGUCAAUUCAAGAAGCUGAAUGCUCAACGUGAAGAUCGAACAGUCAAAGCCAUCAGAGGCGGUAACGAAAUGGUCAUCAACACAAAAGAUCUCGUUGUCGGUGAUAUCUGUUUACUCGAGCCAGGGGAAAUCCUUCCCGUCGAUGGAGUUUUCUUACGUGGUCAUAAUGUUCGAUGUGAUGAAUCUGGAGCUACUGGUGAAUCCGAUGCCAUCAAGAAGUUUACAUACGAUGAUUGUAUCGCGGAACGAGACUCACUUCAACCCGGUGAAAAAGCCAAGAAGGAUUGUUUCCUUAUAUCUGGUGGUAAAGUGCUUGAAGGUGUCGGAGAAUAUGUGGUUAUUUCUGUCGGAACAAAUAGUUUCAACGGUCGAAUCAUGAUGUCUAUGCGAGGUGACUCUGAAAAUACACCUUUACAAAUCAAGCUGAAUGGUCUAGCCGAGUUGAUCGCCAAACUAGGUGCAGCCGCAGGUCUUAUUCUCUUCGGUUCACUCAUGAUUCGAUUCUUCGUUCAGCUCAAAACAGACCCAGAUAGAUCAGCAAAUGAUAAGGCUCAAGCAUUCAUCCAAAUCCUCAUCAUCGCCGUCACAUUGGUCGUUGUCGCUGUUCCUGAAGGUUUACCGCUCGCUGUCACCUUGGCUCUUGCAUUUGCUACGAAGCGAAUGACGAAGCAGAAUCUGUUGGUCAGGGUUUUAGGUUCCUGUGAGACUAUGGCAAACGCUACGGUUGUCUGCACCGAUAAAACUGGAACACUUACGCAGAAUGAGAUGACUGUCGUCGCCGGAUCUCUAGGUGUACACGGUAAAUUCGUCAAGAACCUCUCAGAUAACGCAUCUCGAUCGAACGCCAAUGAUGUCGAAGGCGAACAAGUCCGUGAUGAUUUCGCUUUCGAAAUGGAUGAUAUCAAUGCUGUCGCUUCUUCCGAACUCACCAGUCUAUUAAACGAGGCUAUCUGCAUCAACUCAUCUGCAUUCGAAGACAAAGACGAAGAGGGCAACCUCGGCUUUGUUGGUAGUAAAACCGAAACUGCUCUAAUGAAGUUCGCCAAAGCAUCAGGAUGGGCCGAUUGGAGGAAAACUCGAGAAGCUUACCCUGUCGUUCAAAUGAUACCCUUCAGUUCAGAAUUGAAAGCCAUGGGAGUUGUCGUAAAGAUAGGUGAUCGUUAUCGACUCUAUGUUAAAGGUGCAAGUGAAGUCUUGACGAAGAAGUGUACAAAACACGUUGUUGUCUCUGAAGAUCAUGACGCGAACUCUAAGCUCCAGACCAUCGAUUUUACGGAAGACACGAUGAACAACAUCAUGAAGACUAUCAUCUUCUACGCGAACCAGAGUUUGAGAACAAUCGCUCUUUGUUACAAGGAUUUCGAAUCUUGGCCACCUACUGGGACACAAAAGAAUGCUUCAAACGAAAUUCCCUUUGAGCAACUUGCUCAAGAUCUAAACCUCAUCGCAGUCACUGGUAUCGAAGACCCCCUUCGACCAGGUGUAAGGGAAGCUGUAGAGAAAUGUCAAAGAGCUGGUGUCGCAGUCAAAAUGUGCACCGGUGAUAAUGUUCUUACAGCAAGAUCAAUUGCUAAUCAAUGUGGUAUCUUUACCCCUGGUGGUAUCAUUAUGGAAGGUCCGUUGUUCAGAAAGCUGUCUGAUGCCGAAAGACUCGAAAUCGUCCCUAGACUUCAAAUCCUCGCCCGAUCUUCACCCGAAGAUAAGAAGAUUCUCGUAGCUACCUUGAAAGGGAUGGGAGAAAUCGUUGGUGUUACCGGUGACGGUACAAAUGACGGACCUGCGCUCAAACUCGCCAACGUUGGAUUCGCUAUGGGUAUUGCCGGUACCGAGGUCGCUAAGGAAGCAUCUGAUAUCAUCUUGAUGGACGACUCUUUCAAGAACAUUGUACUUGCUAUUAUGUGGGGUAGAUGUGUGAAUGACUCAGUCAAAAAAUUCUUACAAUUCCAAAUUUCCGUCAAUAUCACUGCCGUCGUUAUCACCUUCGUUUCCGCCGUUGCAUCCAGUGAAGAACAGUCUGUUCUUACUGCCGUUCAACUACUUUGGGUCAACUUGAUCAUGGAUACUUUUGCCGCUCUCGCCCUUGCCACUGAUCCCGCCACCGAAGCCUCUCUUGAUCGAAAACCGGAUAGGAAAGGCGCUCCUCUUAUCACAGUGGAAAUGUUCAAGAUGAUUUGUAUUCAAGCCGUCUAUCAAAUCAUUGUUUGUCUUGUACUCCAUUUCGUGGGAUUAAGAAUACUCGGUUUACCUUCUACCGAUCAAAACAAUACAGAACUGGGAGCUUUGGUAUUCAACUGUUUCGUCUUUUGUCAAAUCUUCAAUCAACUCAAUUGUCGUCGAUUGGAUAGAAAGCUCAACGUCUUGGAAGGCUUCUUCAGAAAUUGGUAUUUCAUCAUUAUCUUCGCUAUCAUGGUUGGUGGUCAAAUAUUGAUUAUCGAAGUCGGUGGUGCCGCUUUCCAAGUUACUCGACUGGGUGGAAGAGAUUGGGGAAUUUCAUUGAUAAUAGGCGCUAUCUCCAUUCCUAUCGGAACCAUGGUUCGACUGUUACCUACUGGGCCAUUUGAAAGAUUACUUAUUAAACUUCAUAUCUACGCCGACCCCAACAGCUUACCUGUUGUCGCUCCCGAAGUAGAGGAUGAAAAGUACGAGUACAAUCCAGCUUUGAACAAGAUCAAAGAUAACUUGUCCACCUACGCCAAUAUUCGUGGUGGAAGACUUAGAGCUAGUUCAAUAGUAGCUAAGAGUAGAUCUGCUCGAUUGAAGGAAGCUGAUAUACAAUUACCUUCGCUUUUGACAAUGGUUCCUACUCUUAUUGCUGGUACCGUUGGUGCCGGUGCACAUUGGGUACAUGAAGCCACCGGACAAGCAACUUUGUCCAACCCAGCCGGAUCUGAUCCAUCAAGAUCUACAGCAGAGCUAUUCCAAGGAAAAGUACAAUUACAUCCUCAAACAGAUCGAAAUGAUCCAAUGUAUAGUAAAUUCGGUAUAACGCCGCCUACUCAAACAGAAGCUGGAUCAGGAUCAAUGUCAGUCCCAUCUACUACUGGUAGAAAUGCAGGUAGAAAACAGAAUGAUCCUGAGAAAGGUGCCCGAUAG
Molecule: messenger RNA, 4335 nt
Organism: Kwoniella shivajii
Lineage: Eukaryota; Fungi; Basidiomycota; Tremellomycetes; Tremellales; Cryptococcaceae
Product: calcium-translocating P-type ATPase, PMCA-type
Exons: 11
Coding region: 1-4335 (1444 amino acids)
Biological process (GO): intracellular calcium ion homeostasis; calcium ion transmembrane transport
Cellular component (GO): intracellular membrane-bounded organelle; plasma membrane
Molecular function (GO): ATP binding; P-type calcium transporter activity; ATP hydrolysis activity
Source: RefSeq, a predicted model, not a curated record